Pipistrellus nathusii (Nathusius's pipistrelle) is the source of this 3105-nucleotide messenger RNA. NCBI's taxonomy places the organism in Eukaryota, Metazoa, Chordata, Mammalia, Chiroptera, Vespertilionidae. The record is from the annotation of a GenBank genome assembly.
AUGUGGCGCUGCAGCCGGAGGGUCCCCUUGGCGCUGCGGCUGAGCCGCGGCAAUGCCCAUCCAGGAGCAUGGAGGUGGAACAGCACGAAAGCCUGUGAGAGGGCGCUGCAGUACCAAGUCGGAGAGAAGAUCCACGGAUUCACUGUGAGCCAGGUAACGCCUGUCCCAGAACUGUUUCUGACUGCUGUAAAGCUCAGCCAUGACGGCACAGGAGCGAGAUACUUGCAUCUGGCCCGAGAAGACACGAAUAACCUGUUCAGUGUUCAGUUCCGCACCACUCCCAUGGACAGUACCGGGGUUCCACACAUUCUUGAGCAUACGGUCCUGUGCGGCUCUCAGAAGUACCCAUGCAGAGAUCCUUUCUUCAAAAUGUUGAACAGGUCACUGUCCACAUUUAUGAACGCCUUCACAGCUAGUGACUAUACUCUAUACCCGUUUUCCACACAAAACCCCAAGGACUUCCGGAAUCUCCUGUCCGUGUAUUUGGAUGCGGCCUUUUUUCCCUGCUUGCGAGAACUCGAUUUCUGGCAGGAGGGAUGGCGACUGGAACAUGAGAAUCCGAGUGAUCCCAAGACAGCCUUGGUCUUCAAGGGGGUUGUCUUCAAUGAGAUGAAGGGAGCGUUUACAGAUAACGAGAGGAUAUUCUCACAGCACCUUCAGAACCGCCUCCUUCCUGACCACACAUAUGCGGUGAUCUCUGGUGGUGACCCACUGUGCAUCCCAGACCUCACGUGGGAGCAGCUUAAACAGUUCCAUGCGAGGCAUUAUCACCCCAGCAACGCCAGGUUCUUCACUUAUGGUAAUUUUCCGCUAGAACAGCAUCUGGAACAAAUUCAUGAAGAGGCUCUGAGUAAAUUUCAGAAAAUUGAGCCACGCACCACAGUGCCAGCUCAGAAGCCUUGGGAUAAGCCGAGAGAAUUUCAGAUCACCUGUGCCCCAGACUCAAUGGCCGCAAAUUCCUCUAAACAAACUACCGUCAGUGUCACCUUCCUCUUACCAGAAAUCACUGACACAUUUGAAGCCUUCACAUUAAACCUUCUGUCUUCACUCUUGAUCGGCGGGCCCAACUCCCCCUUCUACAAAGCCUUAAUUGAAUCUGGACUCGGCACAGACUUUUCUCCUGAUGUUGGAUACAAUGGUUACACACGGGAGGCAUAUUUCAGUGUGGGCCUGCAGGGGAUUGCCGAGAAGGACAUUCAGAUGGUCCGAGACAUAAUCGACAGGACCAUCGACGAUGUCAUCAUGAAAGGAUUUGAAGAUGAUCGAAUUGAAGCUUUACUUCAUAAAAUUGAAAUACAAAUGAAGCAUCAGUCUGUCAGCUUUGGACUCGCCCUGACCUCUUACAUAGCUUCCUGCUGGAACCACGAUGGGGACCCUGUGGAACUCCUGAAGCUGGGUAGUCAGGUGGCUCAGUUCAGGCAGUGCCUAAAGGACAAUCCAAAGUUUCUGCAAGAAAAAGUGAGACAAUACUUUAAGAAUAAUCAGCAUAAAUUGACGUUAUCAAUGAAACCAGAUGACAAGUAUUCCGAGAAACAAGCACAAAUGGAAACAGAAAAACUGCAGCAAAAGGUCAGCGCUCUUUCCCUGGAGGACAAGCAGCAGAUCUAUGACAAAGGCUUAGAAUUACAGACUCAGCAAAGCAAGGCUCAGGAUGCCUCGUGUCUGCCGGCUCUGAAAGUGUCAGACAUUGAACCCAGAAUUCCGUUCACUGAGCUGUCGGUGGCUCUGGCAGCUGGGGAUGUCCCCGUGCAAUACUGCGCCCAGCCCACCAAUGGCGUGGUCUACUUCCGGGCCUUCUCCAGCCUCAACACCCUGCCCGAGGAGCUCCGGCCCUACGUGCCGCUCUUCUGCAGCGUCCUCACCAAGCUGGGCUGCGGCGUCCUCGACUACAGGCAGCUGGCUCAGCAGAUAGAGCUGAAGACGGGUGGGAUGACUGUGUCUCCCUAUGUGCUCCCUGACGACUCCCACCUGGACACCUACGAGCAGGGAAUAUUUUUUUCAUCUUUCUGCCUCGAGAGAAAUCUACUAGACAUGAUGCACCUGUGGGGAGAGAUAUUUAACAGCCCAUGCUUUGAGGAAGAAGAACACUUCAAAGUGUUGGUUAAGAUGACUGCUCAAGAGCUGUCCAACGGGAUCCCAGACUCGGGGCACCUCUAUGCAUCCAUCAGAGCCAGCAGGACCCUGACCCCUGCGGGGGACCUGCAGGAGACCUUCAAUGGGAUGGACCAGGUGAGGUUGAUGAAGAGAAUCGCAGAAAUGACAGACAUCAGCCCCAUCCUGAGAAAGCUCCCACGCAUCAAGAAGCAUUUAUUAAACUGCAACAAUAUGAGAUGUGCAGUGAAUGCAACCCCACAGCAGCUAUCUCAGACAGAACAGGCAGUGGGAGAUUUCCUCAGAAGUGUGGGACGAAGUAAGAAGGAGCGGAAGCCGGUGCGCCCGCACGUGGUGGAGAAAGCUGUGCCUGGCGGAAGUAAGGGAAGCACACACGUUAGCGGAUGCCAAGUCAUCAGAAAGCUGAUCACAGAGCCCACUUUCACGCCCUGCCAGAUGAAGACACAUUUCCUGCUUCCGUUCCCCGUGAACUAUGUCGGCGAAUGUGUCAGAACUGCCCCUUACACGCACCCUGACCACGCCAGUCUGAAGAUCCUGGCACGUUUGAUGACUGCAAAAUUCUUGCACACAGAAAUUCGAGAAAAAGGUGGUGCUUACGGUGGAGGUGCCAAACUCAGUCAUAGUGGAAUAUUCACCUUUUAUUCAUAUAGGGAUCCACGUUCAACAGAAACACUCCAGUCUUUUGCGAAGGCUGUGGACUGGGCCAAGUCUGGGAAGUUCUCACAGCAGGACAUUGACGAGGCCAAGCUGUCCGUGUUCUCCGCUGUGGACGCUCCUGUGGCUCCUUCGGACAAAGGGCUGGACCACUUCCUGUAUGGCCUCUCAGAUGAGCUGAAGCAAGCGCACAGGGAACAGCUCUUUGCCGUUAACCAUGAAGGUCUUAUUGACGUGAGCAACAAGUACCUCGGUGUCGGGAGGAGCACCCACGGGCUGGCUCUGCUGGGACCAGAGAACCCGAAGAUCGCCAAGGACCCGUCCUGGAUCGUCAGAUGA